UUGAGGCGUAAAUGGUGACAGCUCGCGCGUGCGGAUGAUGGCGGUAAAUAACAGCCGAAAGCGAGUGUAAAACAAAACAAAACAACCCUUUAAUAUUUGCCGUAAUUUUAAUUAUUAAAAACAUUUGCCGGCUGUUUCGUGGAGGACUCGCGCGGAGGAGCCGACUAAAAGCUGAUCGGGGGUUUUCGGUGUGAGUUUAUUCUGUAGCUGCGGCUCUUGAACUGGUUUUUGUUCAACGGAUUUAAAGUAACAGAUCUCUCGCGCCGGUAUAAACACACACAAACACACACACACACCGAUCGAGCCCCGGUACCGGAGCCUCCCGGAUCCGCCGAUACCGAAGAUUCCGCGUGUCUCCCGGUGGAGCGUCUUUUGUUCUUGUGUGUCGGGCAUUAUGAAGUCCUGUGAACGGUGCGGCAGCAGGACAUGUGCGCUCUGAUGCUGGAGCUCUCCGUUUCUCACAGAUGAGCGCGGCCAUCAUGGCGUGUGGUUCCUGACUGCUAAUGCUCAUGCGCGUUGGGAGACAUGGAUCGCUGUAAGCAUGUGGCGCGGUUCCGCUUGGGCCACGGCCACUCGAUCCUCAACCCGCAGAUGUGGCGCUGCGUGGACUGCGGCACCACGGAGUCGGUGUGGGCGUGUCUGAAGUGCACUCAUGUGGCGUGCGGUCGCUACAUGGAAGAACACUCGCUGACCCACUUCCAACAGACGCAGCACCCGCUAGCCAUGGACGUACGCGAGCUCGCCGUCUUCUGUUUCGCGUGUGGCGACUACGUGUUGAACGAUAACGUCGAGGGUGACUUGAAGCUCCUCCGCGGGGCGCUAUCAACCGUCCGAAUCCCUGGUCAGCGUUCCCUGCGUUCGUCAACAUCCGACGGCGGGUUUAGAGCGUGCGAUGUUAGAGUGUCACGUCCGUCCGCGCGUACGGCGUUGUGGCACCGACGGAAAACCCUCCUACAAAGUGCGUUACGCCGCUGGAGAAACCGGCAGCAAGACGAAGAGAGGAAGCGUGAGGAAAAGCAAGAGCAAGAACGUGAGGAGAAGCGACGACAACGCAGGGAAGUCAAGAAACGGUUAAUGGGAGAGCUAGUGAAUGUCCCACCGAGGAAAAGCGCGCGGUUGCUAACACAGGCUCCCCGUACGACGCUCGCCCUCAUCCCUCGAAAGUUCCGCGAUCCUCCGGAACGACUGCCUUCGGCUCCCAAACAGCCGCUUUUGUCGGUGUCCGGCAAGACUCUUUCGCGCAAGACAAGUCGUUUACGCCGAUAUCACGCGUCGCAGUCGGCGCGGCGCAGGAAGCUAGCGCCGGGAGUCACUGGACUUCGCAAUCUUGGGAACACGUGCUACAUGAACUCCAUCCUUCAGGUUUUGAGCCAUUUGCAGAAAUUUCGGGAGUGUUUCCUCACGCUGGACUUGUGCGAGACCGAGGAGCUCCUCGCUAAGACUAACCAAUCACAAGGUGUGGGGGGCGGAGCCAGGACCCUCGCUACGCUAGUCCCGCCCAGUUUGAGCUCAGCAGAACUGGUGCAACCGAAAGAGCCGCGGUCCUCGUCUCGACAGAAGAUGUCCUUGUGUCACGAGUUGCACACGCUCUUCCGGGUCAUGUGGUCGGGCCGGUGGUCGCUAGUGUCUCCGUUCGCUAUGCUACAUUCCGUGUGGAACCUGAUUCCAGCGUUUCGCGGAUACGACCAGCAGGACGCGCAGGAGUUCUUGUGCGAGCUUCUGGAUAAAGUCCAGCAGGAACUGGAGUCGGACGGACCGAAGAAGCACUUCUUAAUCCCGCUCACACAGCGGAAACUGUCCAAACAAGUCCUCAAAGUGCUCAACACUAUCUUCCACGGACAGCUGCUCAGCCAGGUCACGUGUCUGUCCUGCAAGCGCAAGUCGAACACGGUGGAGCCGUUCUGGGAUCUGUCUCUGGAGUUCCCGGAACGAUACCACCGCAUGGAGAAGCCCAGCGCCGCGUGUCAGCGGAGCUGCUCCCUGUCCGAGAUGCUCGCCAAGUUCACGGAGACCGAAGCCUUGGAGGGCUGCAUUUACGCCUGCAACUUCUGCAACCGAAAGCGCCGCAAAUCGUCCCACAAGCCCCUGUCUCUCUCAGAGGCCUGUAAGCAGUUACUCAUCUGCCGUUUACCUCAGGUCCUGCGGCUACACCUCAAACGCUUCCGGUGGUCCGGUCGGAACCACAGGGAGAAGAUCGGUGUCCACGUGGCUUUUGAUCAGGUCCUGAAUAUUCAACCAUACUGUUGCUCGGACGCCGCUCCGAUGCCGCAGAGAGAAGCCUUUACCUAUGACCUUUCUGCUGUAGUGAUGCAUCAUGGGAAAGGCUUUGGCUCAGGGCACUACACGGCCUACUGUUAUAACACUGAAGGAGGUUUCUGGGUUCACUGUAACGACUCUGAGAUGAACGUGUGCAGUGUGGAGGAGGUGUGCAGCACUCAGGCCUACAUCUUGUUCUACACACAACGCUCCUCUUAAACCUGUCUGUCUCUCUAUCUGUCUCUCUUUCUUCUCUCUUUACCUGUCUCUCAUUGGAGGUCUGUUCCUGACAUCAGCAGUGAGACUCAGAGAUUGAUUGGUCUCUGCUGGCACAGUCACACUUUAUCCAGGGCAUUCAGGACCAAACUACUCACCGUCAGGGUCCAGAACAGCAGGGACAUAGACACACACACACACUGAAGUCCCUCUGCUGUCGAAGAGAGACAGACGGAUCAUCCUGGAGAGAAAAAUGCGACAGCAAUAUGAUCAUCAAACACUCUGAAUCAGGAAUUCUUCACCUUUGAUACUGCGACUGUUUUCUACUCUCUUUCUAUUUGGGACGGAAAAAAUCAGGAAAACAGAGAAAGCCUCUUCAUUUACGUCAGUGGUAAAUGACUGAACAAUCUUAUGACGCUGAAUGUCUUUAGUUGUGUAUGUAUGUGAGUGUGUGUUGAGUGGAAGUGUGUGACUGCUGACCUCUGACCUUUGUCCUUUAUUGUGAGAGAACCUGUUAUCAACUUUAUUGAUCUUGUGGGAUCUUCCUGAUGAUAGUGAAUAAAGAAAAAAAUCAUGAAACCUUUA
Pimephales promelas (fathead minnow) is the source of this 3057-nucleotide messenger RNA. It is a transcript of the gene usp49, whose product is annotated as ubiquitin specific peptidase 49. Gene Ontology annotation, biological process: protein deubiquitination. Gene Ontology annotation, molecular function: cysteine-type deubiquitinase activity; zinc ion binding. Lineage: Eukaryota; Metazoa; Chordata; Actinopteri; Cypriniformes; Leuciscidae. The record is from RefSeq and is a predicted model, not a curated record.